This is a messenger RNA of Symbiodinium natans, 2085 nucleotides long. Lineage: Eukaryota; Dinophyceae; Suessiales; Symbiodiniaceae. The record is from the annotation of a GenBank genome assembly.
AUGUGCACUGUGCACGAGCAGCCCGCGCAGAAACGGAGGUUCGAUGCGAGCGACGGGCCUGUUCACGUCUGGCAGCACUUGUUCGACCUCCGGAAGUUCUCGGACGACGGUGAGUGUUCAGUGCUCUACCACUACACCAACAACCUGGCCUUCGAGAACGUAGCAAACCUCGAGCAGUCCUCCGCCGAGCUUUUCGCAUCGCUGGUGGACAGCCGCGCUCACUUCGGCAAAGGGGUGUAUGCUUCUCAGCACGAGCCCGCGGUCUGGCGGCUACGUGUACGCGUUCUCCUCAACAACUACAGCAAUGACAGUCCCUUCCGCGGCGCGGACGACCCUGAAGCGCAGCGAGUCCGAGCAGAAUGGGGCGAGGCGAACAGUUCUGGACACCGGGGGGCCUUCUGCAUCCCGAUGCUGGUCCCCAGGGCGAUGGCCUACAACAUCUUUUGCCGACAAACGCCCGACCUUGAGGAGAAGCUGGUUUGGGACGCGGCGGCGCAGGCGGAGCGCCGCGUUCGCCUGGGCGAGGACUACAAGGGCAGGGCCGUGGAUCCCGCCCGCGACGUGUGGGUUGUCCGUGUGACGGACAGCGUUGGCCAGGUGCGCCACGCCUCCGCGGAAGCAGAUUCUUUGCUGCAGCUUCUUCGGCUUCGCCUUUGCCGCCUACGGGAGGAUUUCCACAAUGUGUUGGGCUCCGACCAUUCGGGCACUCUCGCCUGCAUGUCUGAGCUGGCGGGGAGGCUCCUGCGGCGGGGCCUGCUCGACGAGGCGGAGGGGCUUUAUCGAGAGCUCGCCCAAACGUGCCGGGUGAAGCUCAGGGAGGGGCAUUCGGACACGCGGGCCAGCAGCCAGAGCCUCGCCGUGCUACUCAAGGCGCAAGGGCGCGACGUUGAGGCGGAGCAGCUCCUCCGCGAAGUUCUGGAGGAGUGCCGCCGCGCGCUCCCUGAGGGGCACCCAGACACGCUUACGAGUCUCGACAACCUCUCCGCGCUGCUGGGAGCGGGCGAGCGCCUCGGGGAGGCCGAGGACCUGGCCCGCGAAGCGUUGCGCCAGCGCUCGGCCUCACAAGGCAGAGGCCACCCCCAGGCCCUGACCAGCUGUCAGAACCUGGCUAGCAUCCUGGAGGCGCAGGGGCGGCUUCAAGAGGCGGAGGACCUCCUUCGCAAAGUCCUGGCUGGGCGUCAAAGGGCGCUUGGGGGGCACCAUCCCGACUCGCUGCUGAGCCUCAGCAACCUUGCCGCGGUACUGGAGGCCGAGGGCCGACUGGAGGAGGCGGAGCGCCUCGCGAGCCAGGCCCUGGCCGGGCGCCGUGCCAAGCUUGGUGAGCAUCACCCCGACACGCUGCACAGCAUCAACAACCUCGCGACAGUCCUGCAGGCGCAAGAGCGCCUGGACGAGGCGGAGCGGCUUUUUCGCGAGGCCCUGCUGAAGCGCCGGGCCCGACUCCGCGAUGGCCACCCGGACACUGCGACGAGCCUCCACAACUUGGCGUCGCUGCUGCAGGUGCGGGGAUGCUUGGCGGAAGCAGAGCCGCUCUACCGGGAAGCCCUGCGAGCGCGCACCACCGUGCUCAAGGAGGGCCACCCAGACACGCUCAUGAGCCUCAGCAACCUCGCCUCCUUGCUGGAAGACCUGGACCGCCUCGGGGAGGCGGAGGAGUUGGGCCGCGAGGCCCUGCGCCUGCGUCGGGCCCACCUGGUUCAGGGGCAUCCCGACACGAUGACAAGCCUCAACAACCUCGCCUCGUUGAGACAGAAGCAGGGCCACCUGGAAGAGGCCGAGACCCUCUACCGUGAGGCGCUGCACCUGUGCCGAGACCACCUUGAUGCCACGCACCCGGACACACUGAACAGCAUCUUCAACUUAGCCACGCUGCUGGAGGAUGCUGGACAGUGGGAUGAGGCGGAGGCCCUCUUCCGCGAGGAGUUGGAGCUGUGUUGGUCGGCCCGUGGCAGGGGGGAUCCAGACACGGAGAAGUCGGUGACAAACUUGGCGAGGUUUCUGCAGGAGCGGGGCAAAACGCCGGAGCUUCUGCAACUGCUCCAGGAGCUCGGGAUCGGCUUCGAGAUCGAGCACAUCACUGAAUGA